This is a messenger RNA of Closterium sp. Naga37s-1, 1209 nucleotides long. NCBI's taxonomy places the organism in Eukaryota, Viridiplantae, Streptophyta, Zygnematophyceae, Desmidiales, Closteriaceae. The record is from the annotation of a GenBank genome assembly.
AUGGGGACCCUGGUGAAAUCACAGAUGGUGGCGGUUCCUCUCAUCCUCUUUCUCGUCAUCGGCUCUUGCACGGCCGCUCAUCCCUGGCGACGUGCUCUCGUCCGCGACGACGACGCUGUCUCGUGGAAUGCAGCAUCUACUACGAACGAACCCAACGCGCCUCACGUCAUUCAAUCCAAGGCUGCGAAAUUUUCACAGAGGGUGUCAGAGCCCCUCGUGUAUUCCGCCAGAGGCGCUGCUGGUUCGCACGCGACUCCGAGUUGGAGUCAGCACGCUGCUGCCAGUCACGCGGGGAACGCCGCCUCUCACGGCGCCCCUCACGCCGUCCAUUACGCCGCCACUCCUGCCGCUUCUCGUGGUGCACGUAACUCCGUGAAUCACGGCUCUCACGGACCUGGAAACGCCAACCUCCCUGCAGCAGCGAAUCAGUAUCGAGGUGGUGUUUCCCGCCAUGACGGGAACGGCGGCGGAGCAAUCGCCGUCAACGGCGCAUUCCGCGCAGCCAGCACCAACGACGUGGCGAUCCGUCACCGUUCCAGCCACGAGCGCCGCACGCGCAACGACCGCAGCAGUGGCGGGCCAGCGGGGCGGCACAACCAGCCCAGCAGCAGUGGAGGCUUUAGUGGCGGAGUACUUGCGCCUCCACUCUGGUCCUUGCCCCGCGACAGGCCGCGCUGGCCAUUUCACAAGGCAGGAUCUUCUGAUGUGGCCAUCCACAGGAGGAAUGGUGGCGGCAACAGCAAUGCGCGCGGCGCUAAUCACCCCGGCAGCUAUCAGCGUGAUGAUGGGAUCCUGGAGGAGCACAACAAGGCACGGCAGGAAGUGGGUGUGCCCGACCUCGCAUGGGACGACAACGUGGCAGCAACGGCACAGGAAUGGGCGAACCACCUGGCGUCCAUCGGGUGCCCUCUGGAGCACGGCGGAGCAGAGGGGCUCGGGCAGAACCUCUACUGGAAGUCACCCGCGGGGCUGACCCCACAGGAGGACCGUGGGGCGGUGCAGUCGUGGGUGGAGGAGAAGGCGGACUGGACCCCCAGCCCCAUUCCCGACGGGUGUGCGGAUGGCAAGAUGUGUGGGCACUACACGCAGGUGGUGUGGCGGGACACCACUCAUGUCGGCUGCGCCUCUGCUCAGUGCCCUGACGGCUCCGGCAUGUGGGUCUGCGACUACUCGCCCCCGGGCAACUUUGUCGGCCAGACUCCUUUCUAG